This is a messenger RNA of Rotaria sp. Silwood1, 2238 nucleotides long. NCBI's taxonomy places the organism in Eukaryota, Metazoa, Rotifera, Eurotatoria, Philodinida, Philodinidae. The record is from the annotation of a GenBank genome assembly.
AUGACUAUUGAAAAUUUAUUAAAAGCCGCUGAAGAAGUUCAACUUACAGAUGAAAAAGAUACAGGUAUGAGACAUUCAUAUGGUCGAACAUUCGAUGAUCGUAAUGCAAGUAGCGUUUUGAUCGAAGAAGACGUAAAUUUUUUAACACCAACUACAUCAGUAACACAAAAAAAUCUAAGAAACACGCUCACUAAGAAAGUUGAUGAUGCAGCACAUUUAAUAAAAGACAAAAAUAUUAUUCUUUUCUUCGGAGAAGCUGGGACAGGUAAAUCAACUAUUAUUCAUUUUCUUGGGGGUUGCCAAAUGAAAUAUGUAAAAGUGAACGGGUUGAAUCAUAUUACUCCUAUUAGUAUAAAAAACCCUCAUCUAAAAACAAUAAAAACUUCACCGUUUGCUCAAUCUGAAACCCUAUAUUUUACUCCUGUUACAGUGAAUAUAAGAGAUGUUGGUGGAGAUACUGAUGGUGCUAUAACUCUAUGUGAUACCCUAGGAUUCGCAAAUACUAUUGGAGCAGAAGUCGAUAUAGCUAAUGCAAUAGGUAUUGCUAGAGCAGUUAAAGAAUGUAAAAGUGUAAAACCAGUUGUAUUAAUUAGUUAUAAGAGUAUUGGUAAUCAAUUUCGCGAUGUAAAAGAGCUGGCUAGUGUAAUUGUUCGACUGAUUCCAGAAAUUAAAGAUAAUAUUAAAGCUUUCUCCUUUAUAUUUACGAAAUUUCCAGAUGAAGAAAAAGGAACAAUUCAUCCAUUAUUAAGAGAUAUCUAUGAUGAAUUGAGGGAAGAAGAAAAAUCAAAUGUUAGUUUCAUGACUUUUUUAAAAGAUAUGUUACAGAAAACAAGAAGAUCAGUACGAGUAUUAGAUCCAAUCAAUAAUCAACCAGGAGAAAUUCUUGAUGAACUCGCAGAAUCUGCUUCUAUUUUUUAUCCAGAUGAAGUUUUUCAAUUUUAUAUCAUAGAAAGAUCAAAAACUAUUGUACAGGAGCAAGUAAGAAAACAUCAAUUAAGUAUUAUGUCAGCAACUAAACGUUCUGAAUAUUCCUUUGUACAAUAUAAACUUGCUCAAUUGAAGCAAUUAAAUAAUUUACUUGGACAAGAUUAUAUUGGACAAAUUUAUGAUGAGUGUGUUCGAUAUAUAAGUAGACAUCUCUCUGAAGAAUAUCAAAGCGGUAUUUCAAUAUUAAAUCGUUGUUUAAACAAUCAAACAGUUUUAAGUAUCGACGAUAUUGAACAAUAUCGAACAUGUAUUAAUCAUGAUAAACUUGCAGAUAAAUUAAGGAAUGAUUAUUUACGAAAGGAAGUUGUUCACAGUAGUGCAUUGAUUGUAUAUCUAGAUCAACAAGUAGACAUUAUAAUCAAAUCUUUACUAGAAAAAGAUAUUGAUGAUUUAUCAGUAAAAAUUAGUUUAGAUAAAAUAAAAGUUCUUACUAUGUAUUUUUCAGAUAUCAAUGUUAAAUAUAAAGAUGCUUGUCAACGUUUUUCCGAAAAAGACAUAACAAAAUUAUAUGAUGCAUGUAUUGUUUUAGAACAACAUUUAAAUCGUGAAUAUAUGACAACAAUAUAUUGUGAAUUAAAAAGAUAUUUUCUUGAAGUAUUCACAGAUUCAGUUUCAAAACUAAAUUAUAUACUUUCUCAAGAAAAAUAUGGAAAUGAGACUAUCGAAAGUUUAAAAGAAUGUAUACGUAUGUUUGAAACAGCUAUUAGUACACUGACUUUGCAAUCCCAUAUUUCAAAAGAGGAUAUUAAUCAAAUUUAUGAAGAUUUUUUAAUAAAAAUUAUGAAUCAUUAUGAAUGGAUUAAUGAAAAAAUCAUGACGGAACUUAGAGGUCAAUGUUCAUUUCGUGAAAUAGAACAAUUAUUCAAAGAGAUUACUUCCAUCAGAACAAUAUCUGUUAUUGAAUCAAGAACUAAUCAAUCUUAUUAUAGUAUAUUAGAACAAAUAUGUGGAUGUAUAAGAGAAUUAAGAAAAGAAAUUGAAGAAGUAUUAAAUGGAUUUUAUCGAAAUGAAAAAAAUAAUUAUAGUGGUCUCAUGAAAUCUCUUUCAACUUUAAAACAUGCAAAAUGGAUAGAAGAAUAUCGACUUGAAGUCUAUGCAGAUGUAAUCAAUAAUAUUAAGGAACAAAUUCUUAAACAUGUAAAAGAUUUGGAAAAAACUGUUUUGCAAACAGUUUCAAAUCUUGAUAAUUAUGAUCAAAUCGAGCGAUUUUUCGCUAUUCAAGCAAGUACACAUUCGGAAUCAUCGAAGUAA